AUGGACAGGAGACACAAAUAUUUUCACUAUGACAAAUGCCUGAAGAUCUUAUCCCUUCUGAUGCUCUUGGUGCAGAAAGCAGUUACUCUGAGCUGCCCUGUGAGUGAUGCUUUCCCGAUUCCCCAUGAGUGGUACCAGCCUGGUGAUCUCAUUGUGGGUGGGAUGGUGUCUCAGAUAAUUCACUCCUUUUUUGAAAUUGAAUUUAAAGAACAUCCUUCUCUAAUACCUUAUGAUUUACCACUUGUAAUAACCAAAUUCUACCAACAUGCCCUCGCCUUGGCCUUUGCUGUGAAGGAGAUCAAUGAGGACUCCCAGAUCUUACCUAACGUCACUCUUGGGUUCCACCUCUAUGACAGUUACAACAACCCAAGGAUGACCUAUUGUACCACACUGGACCUGCUUUUCAAAUCCAAGGAAUUUGUCCCAAACUACAAAUGUGAUAGCCAGAAGAAUCUCAUGGCCGUCAUUGGAGGGUUAGGUCCUGAUACAUCAUCCUUUAUGGCAGAGACUAUAAAUGUCUACAAAAUUCCACAGUUGACUUAUGGUUCCUUUGCCCAAGAAGACUUUCAGAUUACUGAGUUAUUUCCACUUUAUUGCAUGGUCCCAAAAGAGGAGCAUCAGUUCCCUGGGCUUAUACAACUUCUUCUGCAUUUUGGAUGGACAUGGAUUGGACUCUUCGCUUCUGAAAAUAAGGAAGAACGUUUUUUGCAGAAACUGCAGCCGUUGCUUUCACAGAAUGGGAUCUGUUUAGGUUUCACACAAAACAUUCCAGAACAUCUCCACUUGGAAGAUGUGUCAAAAUUGUCUAAUUCAUUCUCAAUUAUUGAUGAGAAACUGUUAGAUCAGAAAGCAAAUGUUUUUCUUGUCUAUGGAGAAACAUUCUCAAUGGUGUGGCUCAGAACUGUCAUGUUUCUACGUGAUCCUGAAAAUAAAGAGAGUGGAUCAUUUAGGAAGGUUUGGAUCCUGAUGAAUCCGAUUGAUUUCAUCCUAGUGGGAGGUCAAAGGAAUUGGGAUCUCCACAUGUUCCAUGGGGCUCUUUCCUUUUCUGCGCAUUCAAGAGACAUUCAGGGCUUUAAAGAAUUUCUUCAAGUCAUCAAACCUUCAACCCACAAAGACAAAUUUCAUCAAGAUGUUUGGGAGCAAUUGUUCGAUUGUUCAUUUUCAGAUACUGAAUUAUCUUCCACGAUCAAUGAAAUUUGCAGUGGCGAAGAGAAUUUGGAGGACCUGCCUGCACCUGUUUUUGAAUUUCAGAUGACUGGCGAAAGCUACAGCAUCUACAAUGCUGUUUAUGCAGUGGCACAUUCUUGCAUGAGAUCAAAAUCCCAACCAAGAGAGAUUCAAAGGGUUAAAUUUCUAAAUCUGCUUCCUUGGCAGGUUCUUCCAAUUUCUCUGUGUAAUGACCAUUGCUCCCCUGGAUCCUGGAAGAAAGGCUUGGAAGGAAAGAAAUUCUGUUGCUACAACUGUGUUCCGUGUCCAGAAGGGAAGAUUUCAAAUGAAAAGGAUAUGGAUGACUGUUUUCAAUGUGCAGAAGAUCAUUAUCCAAAUAAAGAAAAGAAAGGAUGUAUCCUGAAACUUCUGGUCUUUUUAACUUUUAAAGAAACCUUAGGAAUUGGUUUAUCCUCAGCAGCUCUUUGUCUCUUCUUCUUGACAUCUUGGGUUCUUGGAACUUUUAUUAAGCACAGGGAUACUCCCAUUGUCAAAGCCAACAACUGGUCCCUCACCUACACCCUCCUUGUCUCUCUCCAGCUCUGUUUUCUCUUCUCUUUGCUCUUCCUCAGCCAACCUGGCAAAGUGACCUGCCUUCUCCGACAAUCAACUUUUGGCAUCACCUUCUCAGUGGCCAUUUCUAGUGUAUUGGCCAAAACUAUCACUGUGGUUGUGGCUUUCAUGGCUGCUAAACCAGGAUCUCAGAUGAGGAAGUGGGUCGGGAAAAGUUUGGCCUUUUCUGCAGUUCUUUCUUGUUCUCUUGUCCAAGUAUAUAUUUGUAUUCUUUGGUUAUCAACAUCUCCCCCAUUCCCUGAGUUGGACAUGCACUCAGAGCUCCAAGAAAUGAUUUUACAAUGCAAUGAGGGAUCAGCUUUCUUCUUCUACUGUGUCUUGGGCUACAUGGGUAUCUUGGCCAUUGCCAGCUUUACUGUGGCUUUCCUUGCCCGUAAAUUACCUGACAGCUUUAACGAAGCCAAGUUCAUCACCUUCAGCAUGUUGGCCUUUUGCAGCGUGUGGAUCUCCUUCUUUCCAGCCUAUCUGAGCACAAAAGGCAAAGCCAUGGUAGCUGUGGAGGUCUUCUCCAUCUUGUCCUCCAGCGCUGCAUUACUGGGAUGCAUAUUCCUCCCAAAAUGCUACAUCAUUGUUUUCCGGCCUGACCUCAACCACAGGGAGCAACUCAUAAAGAGGAAUUAG
This is a messenger RNA of Ahaetulla prasina, 2400 nucleotides long. Its product is annotated as extracellular calcium-sensing receptor-like. The record is from RefSeq and is a predicted model, not a curated record. Gene Ontology annotation, cellular component: membrane. Gene Ontology annotation, molecular function: G protein-coupled receptor activity. Gene Ontology annotation, biological process: G protein-coupled receptor signaling pathway. The transcript has 5 exons. Bases 1 to 2400 code for a protein of 799 amino acids. Lineage: Eukaryota; Metazoa; Chordata; Lepidosauria; Squamata; Colubridae.